AUGAAAUUCACGAGUGUCGUAACUUCCAUCGCUGUCCUCCUCGUUUCUGCCGUUUCCGCACUUUGGGCUCUACCUAUUUCACUUCAGCCCAGGGAUGUAUUUGUUCCACCCGUCACCUAUCCACACAACAAGACCGUCUGGAUCGUUGGUCAACAUCACAACGUUACAUGGGAUACAUCGGAUGCUCCAGUAAACAUUACCAACAAGAUCGGCAUGAUUUUUCUCAGGAAGGGAGGACUCACGACAAACUUGAGUUUGGCUUCAAACUUUUCCAUUUUAUUGGGAAGAAUAGUCGUUGAAGUCCCUCAUGUGGAGACGGGAAGGGACUAUCAGGUCGUCCUAUUUGGAGACUCUGGAAACUUCUCUCCCUUCUUCACCAUCACGAACGUCUAA
Laccaria bicolor S238N-H82 is the source of this 393-nucleotide messenger RNA. RefSeq lists its product as uncharacterized. The transcript has 4 exons. The record is from RefSeq and is a predicted model, not a curated record. Bases 1 to 393 code for a protein of 130 amino acids. Lineage: Eukaryota; Fungi; Basidiomycota; Agaricomycetes; Agaricales; Hydnangiaceae.